This is a messenger RNA of Pangasianodon hypophthalmus (striped catfish), 4850 nucleotides long. Its product is annotated as KN motif and ankyrin repeat domain-containing protein 4. The record is from RefSeq and is a predicted model, not a curated record. Gene Ontology annotation, biological process: negative regulation of actin filament polymerization. Bases 269 to 2860 code for a protein of 863 amino acids. NCBI's taxonomy places the organism in Eukaryota, Metazoa, Chordata, Actinopteri, Siluriformes, Pangasiidae. Gene Ontology annotation, cellular component: cytoplasm; cytoskeleton. The transcript is spliced from 10 exons. Gene Ontology annotation, molecular function: protein binding.
CACGUCCAUCCUCCCUGUUCUCAGCUCUCAACACAAUAAUACUGCUUUAUGUUUUCAAAGAAUUUCACAUUGAGGAGCUUUUACAUCCCACUGACUCAGAUUGUUCUGCGUCUGUGAAGGUGCGGGGGAAAGAAAAUGACAAACUGGAGCUAGACUGGAACAUACCAUCAGGGGAGCAGGGGAAGCUCAUUCCAAACCUGUAGGAAGACAGGUUAAACAAGGUAUGAAAAUUCCACCAAGCUGAAAAAACAGUUGAGGCCCACAAACAAUGGACACAAAGAAAGUGAAUGGUGUUGCCCCAAAAGAAAACGGAAGUCAUAGAAAACCACCCUCCUAUUCUGUCGAAACCCCCUAUGGAUUUCACUUGGACCUGGAUUUUGUUAAAUAUGUCGAGGACAUCGAAAAGGGCAACACAAUCAGAAGGGUGCAACUUCAGCGUAGACCGCGUGGGCGGAGCAGUGGAAACCUGUCGCGUAACCUCAGUUUACCUGGGUACAGUUGCAGAUCCUCUCAGUGGAACUCAAUGACCAUCUCAUUUCCCAGAACUCGACUUGCAGACUCCCAGCAGCCGUGUGAUUUUCAGUGCAGCAGCGAUGGCGAGUCAGCUGGUUUCAGCAGGCAAUCAGAGUCUUCCUACAAAACCUCAAAGGCGUUUGAUGAGCAGCCGUUGGGACCACAUGUGAGGCCAAAUCUACUGCGGGCCUCGAGUUUACCCUUAACAGUGUUACUGAGAAAAUACUCCACUGAGGACCCGACCAGCCCCAAUGGUUCGAGGGAUUUUCUCUCUCAAGAAAACGGUUCUUCUGAGGACGUCUUCCACAGCCCAGGAGGCGUGAGCGGGACUUUUCAGCAGCUGACUGCAGCUCUCCAGAGAGUUGGUGAGCUUGAAGAGGAGAUCAGGAUCAUACCAGAACUUAAAGCACAGAUAUGUAUCUUACAGGAGGAGCGAGAGAGGCUCCUGCACACAUUCCAAUCCGAACCUGACAACACUGUGACUCUGGACUUUCCUAGAGGUGUGGUGAAGAUGGUGGAGAAAAAAAAUAAAGCAAACAAUGACUGGAUGGAUCGGGAGUAUGAUCAGCUGGAAGAGAAUGUCAAGGCUUCCUCUGAGCAAGUUGAGGCAAUUGUAAUAACCACAGAAAAAAACUCACUAGCAACUAAGAGAGAUCAUGAAGUCGUUGAGGAGUUGCAGAAGAAAAUCACAAUGCUAGAGCAGAAGCUUCACGAUCUUGAGUUUGAUCUGAAAAAAACGACAAAUCUUCUUAAGGAACAGGAACAGGAGAGUCGUAUCAAGGACAAGAGAAUCAAUGAGUUGACCAAACAACAUGCAGAAAACAUCUGGGUUAAACUAGACAACGUGAGGAACACACCAGACAUAGAGAACAAGUUAGAACCAUCUGUGCAAACAUACUCACCUGACUCUGAAUCAAGUAAAGCUAACCAGGUGUGUUUAAUGGAAGAAUUUAAACCCUGUGCAACAACAGGACCUGCGGGAUCACAAGCAGACAUGGAGCACCAUGUGAAAAAAGUCAGAGAGCUCCUACAGGAGCAGUGGGAGUGUCUUUGCAGAAAUGAGGAUUCAGGAAAAGUGCUGUCCUCUGAACAUCUACACCCACGAGUCUGUUCCAUCCAAAGACAGCUGGUCUCUUUAGUCCACCUCCUUACACUCUAUAUAUCACCUGCAGGAGAUGCACCACCAUCAGCUCAGGAGUCCAUGAUGGAGGACCAAAUAUAUGUGGUGAAGACAUGGGAAAGUCCUGAACAAGACUAUGGAAGAGACCGAUUUGUUCUGAGCAAUUCUAGCAAAGUAGUGGAGGGCAGCACGAGGCCAAAGGAUCCUGCUGAGGAGGGGUUUAACCAAAAAAAUUCCCAAACUGAAGAGCUGCCAGGUUCUACACUGACCUCCAGAAAGCAAGAGCUCAUCGGAGAAGCCACUGCAGAGACCACACACUUGAAAGUGGCUGAAGAACAUCAUGAAGAGCAGGACAGGAUGUGUGAAGCAAAAUGUUUAGAAGAUCAGGCAGUAGAAAAAGAGGACAAGCAGGAUGGCACAUGUUCAGGAGCUGGAUCAGAAGAAGCAUCACAUGGUGAAGGAGGAAGGGGGGUGGAGACUGACUUCAUGAAUGCGUGUCACUUCUUAGAGAAACACAUGGAUGAAGUUUCUGAACCAAAUGAUGAAAUGAGGCAGGCUUUGACUGUGGUGUUCCAGCAGUGGUUCCACGUGUGUGCUGAGGAGAACUCGUGUGCCGACACGGUCGCUCUGUACAUUAAUGAAGUGGCCACAGAAACCCCCGCAGUGCUGCAGUUCCUGGUCAAUAUGGUGGAUGAUAAUGGAAACACAGCCCUGCAUUACAGCGUGUCCCACUCAAACUUCAGCAUUGUUAAACUCCUCUUGGACACGGGUGUGUGUGACGUGGAUCUGAAGAAUAAGACUGGGUACACAGCGGUCAUGUUGGCGUCUCUCCAGCCGGUGGACACUGAUACAGAUAUAAAGGUGGUCCAGCAGCUGAUGGAGUUCGGUGAUGUUAACGCUCGUGCAGGUCAGGUGGGUCAGACGGCGCUCCACCUGGCGGUCAGACACGGCCGAGCGUCCAUGGUGAGACUCCUUCUGGCACAUGGAGCAAACGUUAAUGCUCAGGAUCAAGCGGGAACCACAGCUCUGAUCAGCGCCUGUGACCGUGGACACGCCGACAUUGUCCGAAUUCUGCUGCAGGACCCUGACUGCGAUGUGAACCUUACAGAUAAGGGAAGUCGCAGCGCUCUGUCCCUGGCCACACAGGCGUCACACACCGAGAUCGCAGACCUGCUUAAAGCUCGGACCACCAACACUAAAGCCCAUGACAAAUGCAAGAUGGCUUAGAUACGAGAACCUGCUCGGUGGAGAGCUCCAUGAACAUGUAGAAACCUUUCUGCAUGUUCAUUCUGGAAUAUCUACAGUUUUCAUUAUGUUUCUGUCAUAAUUUGCUUCAUUUGAAUAAUAAGGCCAUUUUAUGAUCAGUUAUUAUUAUUACUAUUAUUAUUAUUAUUAUUAUUAGUCUUGCCUGAAAGAUGGAUGCGUGGAUUCAUUUAUGAUUUUGACUGAAAGAUUGCGAAAAGGUAAAUUAUUUGUGCUGGAGUAUUUCUGUGGAAGACUUUCUACAGUUUCGCCAUAUAUCCUGUAAAAUAAUCAUCAUUUUGUUCUACCGGUCUCUUUAAAUUACACAUUUUAUUAUUCAGCUCUGAUUAUGCACAGCUUGUCAAACUCAACUGUUGACUCAUUUGUAAUUCUAAUUCUAAUCAUUGUGGUUAGCGACUGUCUCAUAUCAGCAAAUUCACAUGAAAAUAUCCUACAAACAAGUUAGUUCCUGUUCUCACUUACGUUAUAGCAGCUAUAAACAGUCAUUCCCUCACCAGCCUCUCUUUAUUUCUCUUGCUGAUACUGGAGACUCCUGAUACUGGAGACUCCUUCCAUAAAUGUUAAAUAAAUUACAGAAAACUUCACUGCAUCAAUGAUUUUUAAAAGCAGUUUAUGUGAAGUGUCUGCUGUUAGAAACGAUAACGUAUUAGAAUGUUAAAUGCAGUAGUAUUCGUUGUGAUUGAGUGUUUGAUUGGUCGAUCAAAUAGUUAUUCACCCUCAGUGAGACUGUGUGUCACUAACCUGUGUGUGGAUAACUGCGUGUCCUUUACCUGGACCUUCUGACUGUCUGAUCCCUUACUCUGCAAAUACAUCAGGCAACAUGAGCUCUGUGUGUGUAGGAAGUGACAAUUCCUGUUAAUGGAGCUGAAAGAAAAUUGAGGCACUACAUCAUUAAUGUAUCCCUUCAGUGCACACGGUGUGGCAUCAUUAAAUCCAAAACACAAACACAUCUCAUUAACUUCAUGGUCAGUAGAGAUUUCACUGAGACGCUUGAGCGAAAGAACAGAAGAUACACAGCUUUGAAUGUUUUUUAUAACAAUCCAGAGAGAGAGAGAGAGAGAGAGAGAGAGAGAUUAAAGCUUUCUUAAAUAGAAAUGCAAUGAAAUUCAAAUAAAAUAAAAAGGAGAAAUGUACUAAAAUAAGGCACUAAAACAAAAACAUUCAUUAAAAUAAAGCUGCUGUGCAAAAUAAGUGAACAAUGCAAGCUAUAGAAAAAAGUGUCAUAAUGAGAAAGGAAAAAUAAAGACAAAAACAAACAUGCAUGAAUAAGAAAACAAAAACUUUGGAAAAUUAUUUAUAUUCAGGAAAGUCCUCAUCAUUUUAUACAAAUAAAUUAAUUGGCCAACAGCAUCGUCUAAAAUCUUAUGUACAUUUAUUUUUACAUAAUCAUAUCAAAAGUAUUUGUAUGAAAACCUUUACAGUAAGUUCAGCUUUCACACAAACAGGUUAAUCUCUCAAACACACACACACACACACACACAGACUUCUUCCCCCUUCCAGUUAUCCUUGAUGUGAUGAAGUUUUGAUGGAGAGAAAAUUAAAAAAUUAACCAUUUUAUCCCCAAAGCACUAAUUUCAGAUUGUGUUGUACAGUGUAUUUGUGGUAGUCACGCGAUGGCGUAUGUAUACCACAAAUCCUCUAUCCAGCCACCUACAGAUGAAACCGCAUCGUUUCCCAGAGGUGCUGCUCUGCCUGAAGGUAACUCAGCCUUGGGAGGAGCGCACCACUUGGAUUUGAUGCCUUGGUGCUGCGCUUGAAGUUCACUCAAGUUCAACUUUACCUUUUCAAAGCACACCUAAUAAUAUGAGCCGUCAUGUGUGACGUAUAUAUGAUGUAUGUGAUAGAAUUAAAAUAAAAAUGUUAUAACCGGAUUUCUGUAAAGCUGCUUUGUGACCAAGCUGCUUUAAUGUCCAUUGUUAAAAGUGCUAUACAAAUAAAAAUGUACUGAACUGAA